AGAUCGGAAGAGUGAUGGUUGGCCUAAUAAAGCAAAAACAGCGCCAAGAAUUACACUGAUCCACCAGUUACGCUUUUCAACUGAGGGCUUUAUUUUGAAAGGCUGCAGCGGAAACACUUGUUAUUAGCGGUAGCUCGACACAGACUUCAAACGUAGUCGGCGCUGACGAGACUGCGCAGCUGCAAACUCACACCAUGGACAAGCAAAGCACUGGACCAAUGGCGGGGGCUGCGGAAUCAAAUGAUGUCAUCCAUAAUACAUCAUAGACACAUUCUCACUCCAGACGUCUUCUGCUCACUUUUUAAGCAACCGGAUAUUAAUUAGUAUACCAGAAUAAUGCAACGCAAAAUAAUAUCCACACAUAAACACAAAGUAGCUGCACUGCAUAUGCAACUAAAUUUAAAUCUAAAUUUCAUGUCGCAAUAAUAUCUAAUUAUAGACUGCAACAUGCUCUACUUUUGCCAAAUAAUUCAUAGCAGGAAAGGUCUUUGUUCAUAUGUUCAACACACCAUCUACUGCACUGAGCAAAUGCUGCCUCCUGGUGGCUCUGUGGGGUAACAUACCAUCCAUCGUGUGCAUAUCCAGCAUCACAACAAUAACUCUCAAUAGCUAUAAAUGAUAUUAUCAAGCAUGUAAAAAGUAGAGUUGUACUAUCUGUCAGAUGAAUGACCUUUUUCUUCUAAUUCGCAGUUCAUUUCAGUAAUGAGCUUGGUACAGGAAACCGGUCUUUUCAGGUUCAGACUUGUAUGAACAAGUAUUGCCAGUUUGACCACAAUUAAGGUUGUUGAACUGUUGAGCAAUGGUCACAGUAAUUGCAUCACGUCGAAGUUGAACAAUAGGGUGUUUGUUGCUAUGAAUAAUGGAAAAUUAACAGUUAAAAUGUACAACUGGCAAGCUCCAAACCAGAAAUGUAAUGCAGCUAAAGUCAGUGAAUGUUUAUUGCCGAGAUUUGAAUCUUUUACACUUUUCGGUGCUUUAUAUGUUUGCUUUUAUUUUUAAUCCUCCUAGGCAAGUAGGGCACCAGAAGUGCAUGCAUUUUUGGAUAAAUGUUCUGCCAUUUCUCCGAGACUAUUUUUUUCUUUUCUUUUUUUCCCUUUUUUGCUGGUCUUUGCUAGAGGGGUUGUCUUGCUCUAUUUUUCUCUUUAAAAUUCUCCAGUGGUGUUCUAUUGGAUUCAGAUCAGACGACAUGAGCCAUAAGUUUCACUAUUUUUUUUUUUUUUGACACUCUUGUGUAAUUUAGGGAGUACGCUUUGGAAUGCUGUCAAACUGGAAUAUUUCUCUUCUGCGACACUUUUGCGGUUUAUCUUAUCAGCCAGUGUUCUGGUAUAUCCGCAGGUAUAUCUGGUUCCAGCUAUAAAUGUCACCUUACCAACACCUUUGCAUUCAUGCAGCCCCACAUCAUCAUACUCCCAGCUUUGUGCUUCAAUUUUGGGACUAUACAUGGAGUGUGUUUGUUCUGGCCAGAGGUGCAGAUCUUGGGCUACCAGGGCAAUAAAAGGAAGGAGGUAAACAUCAUCAAUCACUCGUUGGUGGGGAUGGAGUGAAGAGUCAACACUGUCUACAUCAACAGAUCAUUGCGUCAAGCCUUCAGUAUGUCGUCCGUUCACCUUGUCUUCCUGAUGUUUGUGGCCCUGAUGGCCAUGCUGGCCUCUGGUGCCAGAACCACACGGUGGCCCAAACCACAGAGCACCAAGAAGCCCCCUCGAGCUGGGAGCAAUGGUGGAGGUGGGGGUGGAGGAUUUGUGCGGACCACCACCACCACAACCACAUCCCCUUCCAGCAGCCUGCACACAGACGAAACAACCGAGAUCAUGAUGGAUGCAUACUCCCUGUCGCCCACAGACAGCACCACGUACCCCAGCGACACUUACCCAACUGAGUUUCAUACUGAUGCCAUAGCACCGCCUGGGAACACCCAUGGAAACUAUACUCUCGACUACAAUGAAUGCUUCUUCAACUUUUGCGAGUGCUGUCCGCCAGAAAGAGGUCCCGUAGGGCCCAUGGGAGAGAGAGGGCCACCAGGGCCACAAGGAGAGAGGGGCCCUGUGGGGUUGCCUGGAGAAAAGGGAGAAACGGGGCCCAGAGGACCUCCAGGACCAGCAGGAUUACCUGGAGCCAAUGGACUCAAUGGCGACAUAGGUGAAAAAGGGGAUCAAGGACCUGCGGGUCUACCUGGUACUCCUGGGAUCCCGGGAAAACCUGGAGAAAAAGGUGAUCCGGGGCCCCGAGGAGAUAAAGGUGAACGUGGCUUCAGUGGCCUGAAAGGGGACCCAGGAGAAAGAGGAGAGCCUGGUCUGAAUGGGACUAAGGGCAGCACUGGGCGAGAGGGGCCUAUGGGUCCCCCGGGGAUUGCUGGGACAAAGGGUCAGAAAGGUGAACAAGGACUUACAGGCGAGUGUUUACCGGGUGAGAAAGGAGAGAAAGGUGACGUGGGUGAGCGAGGGCCCCCUGGUCUGAGAGGGGAGAUGGGCCCGACUGGAGUAAAUGGAACUGGUGGUGCAAGGGGAGAGAGGGGGGAGCCAGGGCCUCCAGGAGGGAAGGGGGAUACUGGGGCUAGAGGUCCCCCAGGACCACCAGGUGGGAGGGGCAUGGCAGGGGUGAGGGGGGAGAGGGGAGCAAAAGGUGGACGUGGGCCUCGUGGUCCGAAAGGCCCUCCAGGUGAGAGUGUGGAGCAGGUCCGCUCUGCUUUCAGUGUGGGUUUGUUCCCCAGCAGGUCCUUCCCCCCGCCCGGCCUGCCUGUGAAGUUUGAUAAAGUGUUUUACAACGGGGAGGGACACUGGGAUCCGGCACUCAAUAAGUUCAACGUCACGUACCCGGGGGUCUACUUAUUCAGUUAUCACAUCACUGUGCGCAACCGGCCCGUGCGUGCUGCCCUGGUGGUUAAUGGGAUACGGAAGCUGCGGACAAGAGACUCUCUGUACGGCCAGGACAUCGAUCAGGCGUCCAACCUCGCUCUGCUGCAGCUCAGCGAAGGCGACCAGGUGUGGCUGGAGACACUGAGAGACUGGAACGGAGUUUACUCCAGCAGCGAGGAUGACAGCACUUUCUCUGGCUUCCUGCUUUACCCGGACUCAAAGAACAAACCUGCCCCCAUGGAAAACCUGUGACUGCAACCUCUUGACCUUGAGUGAGCUCUUCUUCUACUCCCUGUAGACUCUGCACAGCUUUCAGCCCUGUACUGCACUGCUCUGUCAAAUUAAUGUGAUUCAGCUCAGUCUUGCUGCUCAGUAUCUGCUUGGCUUCUGUUGUGCUAAUCAAACCAACUGCUUUGCUUGCCUUGCUGUAUUUGGAGAUGGAUGAGGCUUGAAUUUAUUGCUGUAUGCAACAUUUCAGUUCUUUGUAACACUGCAUUAAAAAUGACUCUGCUUGAAA
Molecule: messenger RNA, 3372 nt
Organism: Acanthochromis polyacanthus (spiny chromis)
Lineage: Eukaryota; Metazoa; Chordata; Actinopteri; Pomacentridae
Gene: otol1a
Product: otolin 1a
Exons: 6
Coding region: 1593-3107 (504 amino acids)
Molecular function (GO): protein binding
Source: RefSeq, a predicted model, not a curated record